This is a messenger RNA of Rosa chinensis, 693 nucleotides long. RefSeq lists its product as uncharacterized. The coding region runs from base 89 to 409 and encodes 106 amino acids. NCBI's taxonomy places the organism in Eukaryota, Viridiplantae, Streptophyta, Magnoliopsida, Rosales, Rosaceae. The record is from RefSeq and is a predicted model, not a curated record. The transcript is spliced from 3 exons.
UGUGUGAGCCCGCCACGUCAGCCCACCUCAAUCCAAUGGCUGUCAAACCGACAGCAAAUAUGAAUAAGAAAAAAAGCCUUGGGACGAGAUGGAGACCUGCCUUCAAUCUCUCUUGAUUUCCCAGUUCAGAAUCGCCUCCUCCAUCAUCCUCAGGUUGCAGGUGCUUCAAGAUUCAACCAACUACGGUGGUGGCUUGAAUGGAGUUGCCCACAUUCAAGAGGCCGUGCUGCUCAAGCAGAUGGAGUCUUUGCAAAAGCUCUUGCUUUCCAUGAACAACACCAUGGGGUUUUGUGAUUUUGGUUCCAGAAUGUUGGUGGGGAUGAAAACUUGGCCCUUGAAACUCUUUGCUCCGGUUAGCGAAAAGGAAAAGCUUUCACAGAUGACAGCAGCUAGCUACCAGCAGAUUUAAUCUUAAUUAAAGUAUAUAUAUUACAUAUGCCACCCACCUUAAGAGGCUGGGAAUUAUACCGACAUAAAGGUUUAGUUGGAUACAAGGAUUUCUUGGUUUAGUUCAUAUCAUCGUUUCUUGUUUUCUCUUGUAUUCCUGCAGACUUGCAUUCUUUCUAUCCUCAUUAACCUCUCAUCUUCUGAGGCAAGUGCUUCUAUGACAUUGAUUUGCUUUUCUGCAAGCUGCUUUUGUUGCAAGGAUGGUGUACUGGAUCCAAUUGUGUUAAUUGGCAAGGAAAUGUGCUU